AUGGAAUUAGCAACCGUCAAUUGGGUAGCAUUUGUGGUUCCAAUUGCCGUGACGAUGGUCAUCAUCAUAUCGACCGUGAUGGGACGACGACGACGAGCUGAACGAUCACCUCGCGCUCGUUCGCCCCCCGUGGCCGCAGGGGCUCCCCUCGUGGGGGUCCUCCCGUCGCUUCUCGUCAAGGGCCCGCUGCAAGUGAUCCGCGACGCCCACGCAGAGCUGGGCAGCGUGUUCACGGUGAGGCUGCUGCACCGCGAGGUGACCUUCCUGGUCGGUCCGGACGUGUCCAGCCAUUUCUUCCAGGGGCUGGAGUCGGAGGUGAGCCAGGACGAGGUCUCCCGGUUCACCGUCCCGACCUUCGGCCCCGGCGUCGCCUUCGACGUGGAUCUCGCCACCCGGCGCGAGCAGAUCCGCUUCUUCGGCGACGCCAUGAAGCCUGCCAAGCUCCGGACCUACGCCGGCCUCAUGGUGCGAGAAGUCGAGGAGUACUUUACGAGAUGGGGAGAGUCGGGCACGGUGGACCUGAAGCAGGAGCUAGAGCUCCUCGUCACGCUCGUCGCCAGCCGGUGCCUGUUCGGGGUAGAGGUCCGCUCCAAGAUGCUCCGCGAGGCCGCGACGCACCUCCGCGAGCUCAACGACGGCAUGCGCCUCGUCACCAUCCUCUUCCCGCACCUGCCGACCACGGCGCACCGCAGACGCGACAGGGCGCGCGCUAGGCUCGGCGAGAUAUUCUCCGGCAUGGUCAGGUCGCGCAGAGAAGCCGGCCGCCCCGUCGACGACAUGCUGCAGUGCCUCAUCGACUCCAGGUACAAGGACGGCCGCGCGACGACCGACACGGAGGUCGUCGGGAUGCUGGUGUCGGCGCUGUUCGCGGGGCAGCACACGAGCUCCAGCACGGGCACGUGGACCGGGGCGCGCCUCCUCGCGCACGCCAACGCCGAGCACCUGCGCGCCGCGGUCCGGGAGCAGGAGCGGGUCGUGGCGCGGCACGGGGACCGCGUGGACUACGAGGUCCUGCAGGAGAUGGAGACCCUCCACCGCUGCAUCAAGGAGGCCCUGCGGCUCCACCCGCCGGCCAUGAUGCUGCUGCGGCACGCGCGCCGCAGCUUCGCCGUCCGGACGAGGGAGGGGGACGAGUACGAGGUCCCGGCGGGGCGCACGGUCGCGAGCCCGCUGGUGAUCCACAACCGUCUCCCGCACGUGUACAUGGACCCGGAGAGGUACGAGCCGGGGCGGUUCGGCCCCGGGAGAGGGGAGGACGGGGCCGGCGGGGCGUUCGCGUACACGGCCUUCGGCGGCGGGCGGCACGCGUGCGUGGGCGAGGCGUUCGCGUACAUGCAGAUCAAGGUGAUAUGGAGCCACCUGCUGAGGAACUUUGUGUUGGAGAUGGCGUCGCCGUUCCCGGAGACGGACUGGAACGUGGUCAUGCCGGGGCCCAAGGGGAAGGUCAUGCUCCGCUACAAGAGGAGGAAGAAGAUGUCACCCACCGCCAAAAUCACCAACCCACGGACACGCUACGUAUGCUAG
Messenger RNA from Triticum turgidum subsp. durum (durum wheat), 1524 nucleotides. The record is from the annotation of a GenBank genome assembly. Lineage: Eukaryota; Viridiplantae; Streptophyta; Magnoliopsida; Poales; Poaceae.